AUGGCGGGUAUCGAUGCGAGUCGCGAUGUCCGCAUGGCUACGCUGGUAGGACGACGCGCAGAGCUGCAAAAGCUUUCAGGUGCAGAAAACGAGUGGAAGCUUUAUCGUACACUGUGCCAGUUUAGGCUGGGAUACUUUUCGUUUUUGGUGCUCAUGUGCAUCCUGAUGUUCAGUGUCACGUUUCUAAUGGAAUUUUUUUUCGCUAUUUAUCUUCCCAGCGCACGAAUGGACCCGUUCUUUACAAUACGAGCCAUCGUACUCUUGGCUGUUCUGCCUUUCGUCCUUAUCUUUCUGUCCUACUGCUUUGAAGAGUCCAGUCGUCUAUUUCUUGAUGCUAUUAACACGAAGGAGGGAUGUCUGGCCAAUUUUCGCUUAUCGCUUUCUGUCUGCAUUCAUUUCUUGCGCCACCGGCAAAAUAUGCCCAACGAUCGUUUGGAGAACGAAAGAUUCAAUAAAUUUAGGUGUACUGAUGAGGACCAAGAAGCAUGGGCGCGCUUUGUUGGCUGGAUUACAACUGGACCGAAAUAUUUGCUGAGUACAAUUCAUACAGAUGAUCCUUUUGAUGAUGAAAACAAGGAAUUUGAGGACGAGAAGAGACAUGAUCUAGAGCUACAAUUCCAGAGUCAGCAAAGUCAAGAAUCGGGCUACAAUCAUAACGACCGUUUACUGCGUUACAGAAGUAGUAGCAGCACAAACAGUAGCGAGGAAAAUUUACCUUCAGCUCGGUGGAAACGACUUUUUCAAGUUGCAAGCACGACAGUAAAGUUCAAUGCUACUCAAUUUGAUGGCCCUCCACUAGAUUUUUCCACGCUUGUUAUUACAGAUUUAAUUUGCCCAUUCGUUUUUGAGGUGAUCACGAUAUGGACUUUUGUGGUCUCAUCAAUGGCUAAUAUGUCGUUGUUGGAAGCGUUUACAGACUAUAUUCAAUGUGGCUUCUAUAUACAGGCGAUAUACUUGAUCGUUUGGAUGGUCUGCCAUUUUUGUAGCGCACGUAAUCGCAAAAUGAGAGAGUUUGUCAGUAACUACAGACGCCGAUAUCGUGAUAUGCAGCGUGAACUUCUUGAGAUAGAAAAUCAAAAGCGGGCAGAACAUCUUUGGUUGGUAACGAUUGGGUUUCGUGGUGUGGAACAAAUCCAGACCAUCUUCUUUUCGUUUGUGGCUGCACUCUUCAAUUUUAGAAGUCUUAUGCGAAAAGAUCAUUCUAAUUUGGCGUUAGCGUCAGGAACAGGUAAUGAGACGCAAGUAUUACACUGUGGUGACACAGUGUAUUAUACGAAAGCUAGUAAGGAUGCUGCAGUAUUCACAGAUGAAACAGGCGAUUCAGUGAUCGAUGCAAACGAGACUCAAGUAGCGUUGGAAGGCAAACAGCGCAUUCACAAAAUUGGCGGCCGACUUAAUAAAUUAAAUCUUUGGUCAAAAUUUUCUUACGACCGCCGGCUUCGGAUCUUAUGCCCAGCCGUCAUUUUAAGCGCAAUAGUCUCGUUCUACGCAUUUUAUGUAGGCUGGAGUAUCAUGGGAUUUUGCCUUAUUCUGCUCGGUGAUACAAUUCAAGCUAAAUUUCCGCAGAUCUUUGGACUUACAUUCAAAUUAUUCAUAACUUUCUUCGUCGUUUUAUCCUUCGUGUUCUUCUCGUCCACAUGGGCAGUUGGAACAUUCGUUCAAGGGGGCGAUUUCUUUGUGUAUCCACCAACUUCAAAGUCUCUUGUUGCCCCAGCAACUCAACUAGUUACAAUGUUAAAAAAGCCCAUGCAUUGGACAAAAGUUGCACAGUAUCCUAAGUUCAAGUCAAGUCAUUCUCUCAACGUUUCAACGGCACGCAGCUCGGUGAUUGGAAGUACGUUUCACCCGUUCGAGGAACCGCUACCGCCACUGACGCUUUGGAAGAUCUUCACUACUGGUUCGGUUGAAUUUGUAGUGAAGAUGCUCUCUAUGAAUUUUAUUCGAGCUAUUAUGCCUCCUCCAGUGUAUUCGGAGCUACUCGACCACGUGACCUUAGUUCGCAAACGUGUAGGGAGUGACCGUCUUGUGCUCACUGGUCACAGUCUUGGUGGUGCAAUGGCAGCCAUGGUUGGUGCUAAGACGCACACUCCGGCCAUAUCAUUCUCCGGCCCUGGAUUGUUAUUAUCACGUGGACGCUUUGAUGUGGACGAUAAUUCUAUCCGCGACUUCGUGAUGACUGUGAAGCCUCGACGCGACAUCGUUCCACAGGUGGACGAGCUCGGUGGCAUGGUUCAAGAGAUCGAAUGCAGGCGAAACAACCCUUUUGCAUGCCAUAGCACCGUAACACAUAUGUGCGAGCUCUACGCUGCAUGCGGUGACAAGCGCAAGCGUGACUGGUCAGGUGCUACCCAAUGCAACGAGUAUUUUUAUGGCAAUUAA
This is a messenger RNA of Plasmopara halstedii, 2379 nucleotides long. RefSeq lists its product as hypothetical. NCBI's taxonomy places the organism in Eukaryota, Oomycota, Peronosporomycetes, Peronosporales, Peronosporaceae. The coding region runs from base 1 to 2379 and encodes 792 amino acids. Gene Ontology annotation, biological process: lipid metabolic process. The transcript is spliced from 5 exons. The record is from RefSeq and is a predicted model, not a curated record.